Molecule: messenger RNA, 1790 nt
Organism: Gigantopelta aegis
Lineage: Eukaryota; Metazoa; Mollusca; Gastropoda; Neomphalida; Peltospiridae
Exons: 5
Coding region: 135-542 (135 amino acids)
Source: RefSeq, a predicted model, not a curated record
GUCGGUUUUAUGAACGUCGGUGAUGUUUACCAUGUUAUUGAAAACAUAUUCGUCUAAAGGGACAAGGAGGUAGGCUAAAGCAGGUGCGUGCGCAGUGUUUUCAGUAGGCCUAUUGACACAAAACAAAUUGUCAUAUGCAGGUUGGGUGUAUACCCUAUGACGUCAUUACUCAUUCCACUGCUGGUUGUGGGGGCAAGUCAGUGCAGAUCACUAGUGGAGGUGAGGCAAGACCAACGUUUCCACAAAUCUGUCGAUCCACAUUCGACUGUGUAGGUUUGCAUCAAGUCUGCGUUCUUACAAUCUCUCGGUUGUAUGGUCACUGUUUUAUCAGAGCUGUUACGGGUCACCGUGAACAAGUGAACCCGGAUAUGGAUGUGGAUGAACGAUUAAUUGAAGAUUUGGACAAGAUAGCUGUGUCUGCAGCGACUGGGAAAAGACGAAAAAGAGGUAUCAGUGGUCCAGAAACCCAUGUUGUCGAUUCCGGAGCACAGAGUCAUUGGAGGAGUUUAAAUUCAAGGAAGAAGCGUCGUGUCAGAAGAUAAAAGACCACGAACAGUACACUUGUGGUUUUCUGUGUCAGGUUUUAAUUGCCUGCUUGUAACAGCGAAAGACUUAACUACUUGUAGAAACAUCAUUUACUAAAAGGAAACAUACAGUUGUCGAUAUAGAGCUAUUGAUAAUCUUCUCAAUGUUUGAAUUAAAGUCAGGCUCGCAAGAUUGUUCAAUUAUGAUCCAACAAAAUUUUGCCUUAAAAUAAACAAUUACUUUGUGAUGAAAUGCCCUCUAAUCCCGGCCCAAAGGCAAUGGCAGAUCUAAUGGGGAACCCCAACAGUCUGCUCACACACACACUAAAUUUUGCAAUAGUUACAGUUUAAUUUUAUUUUGGUCACUGAUAGGAAUGAUAUCUGGAAGGGGACACAACCACUAGUAGAGGUUACAGCCUCUUUAGUGGGGGUGGAAGGAGCACAAGCAAUAUUGUAACCUUUAUUUAUAGCGUUAGACUAAAAAACCCUGUACAUUUUAGUCCUUGAGUGGGGAUCAAGUUCCCCACCAACCCCAGUUCCUACGGACCCGUAAUCAACCAGACCUCGUUCCACGUGUUAGCGUUAAGAUCACCUUAGGUUCAUAAGGUAGUUAUGUACUUAAGGUGAUCUUAAUGCCAAGAUUGCUUUGUGGGGGGGGGGGGGGGGGGGGAGGUACAUAGUCGUUAUAUCUUACAUUGUUUGUUGGUAUAUAUACGUUGGUUUUGGUUAUGUAGUCAUCAAAUUAGAAAGAAAGAAAAAACAACUUAAAUAUUCAACUACAAAUGCUAUCUGUUUAAAAUGGGAAACGGCUUAUGACAGUCAGUGCCAGCUGAAAAGGAACGUACACACCGUGUAUAUUUCAAGUCACAUGAUUUGUGCCAGUCUGCCGGAGGCUUGUUCAGAAGAGCGACCGAUCGCGGACACUCACUAGACUUUUUUUUUAAGCCUAACGUUAGAUGCAUGUUAUACGAUAGAAAAUGAUUGUGCCACUCAAAUUGUUCGCUAGCGUUCGGCCUCCUGAACUAGCCACUAAUUUGUGGGAAUCGGUUGGAAUACCAUCAUGGACAUCGAUCAUUGGUUAUAAUCGGGUAGCACCAACCGAUCUACUCUAUAUUAUACAAUCUGUUAGAAUUAUAUAAACAAAAGAAGGAUAUUAAGGACCAGGGCCCCAUUUCGCGAAGCUAUCUUAGGACUACUAUCGCCGUAAAUACCUACCAUUUAUAAUGUCUGAUAUAUCCAUUCCAUAAUACACAAUUAUUUACAUUA